Strongylus vulgaris is the source of this 546-nucleotide messenger RNA. The record is from the annotation of a GenBank genome assembly. Lineage: Eukaryota; Metazoa; Nematoda; Chromadorea; Rhabditida; Strongylidae.
AUGAUGGGUCGUAAGGAAGGGGAAGCAUUUAGAUGGCUUAUUGACAAGCUCGAUAUAGGAGAUAAAAUAACGCCUGAGCAGUACUUGAAAGAAUACGACUCUAUGCUAAAAGAAAUGUAUGCUCAUUGUAAAGCGUUGCCCGGCAUCCCGACGGCUCUGUGCUCAGGAUCUCGAAGUUCGAUGUAUGGGCCCCGCCGUGAGCCACAUAAGGAUUGGCUAGAUCUAAUCUCAAUACGAGUAUUCAUAGGUGAUAUGGAUGAAAUCAAACACGGAAAGCCCUAUCCAGAUGGCUUCUUAGCUGCAAUGAACAGAUUCACGCUCAAGUUGCUACUUAGAUUUCCUCAAAAACCUGCUAACCCCUCAAAAGUGCUGGUUUUUGAAGACGCUCCUAAUGGUGGUAGAGCGGCAAUUGCAGCUGGCAUGAAGUGCGUCAUGGUACCAGCUGAUGAACAUCGUGAAGAAGUAAUGACACUGAAGGUAGACAAAGUACUAAAUAGCCUCGAAGAGUUCCGCCCUGAAGAGUUUGGACUUCCUGCAUUUGAAUGA